Messenger RNA from Pan troglodytes (chimpanzee), 1433 nucleotides. It is a transcript of the gene RHEBL1, whose product is annotated as RHEB like 1. Gene Ontology annotation, molecular function: GTP binding; GTPase activity. Gene Ontology annotation, biological process: signal transduction. The transcript is spliced from 8 exons. Gene Ontology annotation, cellular component: membrane. The record is from RefSeq and is a predicted model, not a curated record. NCBI's taxonomy places the organism in Eukaryota, Metazoa, Chordata, Mammalia, Primates, Hominidae. Bases 461 to 1006 code for a protein of 181 amino acids.
CGGCGCGGCGCGGCUCAGUAGUUCCCCUGGCGCCCGGCUCCCUGGCGUUAGACGUGCUGUGUUGUGAUCACGUGGGCAGCUCCGGGCGCGGCGCUUGUUUUGGUUUCCUUCUAACUUGCCCACGGCAGCUUCGGGGUGAGCGACUUUCCUGCACCAGCUGCCGCGCCUGCUCACACCCUGACUUCGUUUUCGGGCUCUCUGAGCCCGCAGUUCCGCAAGCCCCUGGGGCGGGCUCCUGCCAUGCCGCUGGUCCGCUACAGGAAGGUGGUCAUCCUCGGAUACCGCUCUGUAGGUGAGUCUCCGCCCUGCAGAGCUCGGACGCGCAGCAGCUUUGUAGCCAGAAGAGGCGCGCUGCCGUGGGAACGCGACCCAGGGAGGAAUGAUGACAUCGUAAGGAUGGGGUUGUAGAGCGAGGAUUGGAAGAGUGGAGGAAUAAAGUCCGAAAGGACAGAGGAUGUGAAUGUGGAUGGAUGAUUUGGAUACAACUGUCACACUGCUCCCCACAGGGAAGACAUCUUUGGCACAUCAAUUUGUGGAAGGCGAGUUCUCGGAAGGCUACGAUCCUACAGUGGAGAAUACUUACAGCAAGAUAGUGACUCUUGGCAAAGAUGAGUUUCACCUACAUCUGGUGGACACAGCAGGGCAGGAUGAGUACAGCAUUCUGCCCUAUUCAUUCAUCAUUGGGGUCCAUGGUUAUGUGCUUGUGUAUUCUGUCACCUCUCUGCAUAGCUUCCAAGUCAUUGAGAGUCUGUACCAAAAGCUACACGAAGGCCAUGGGAAAACCCGGGUGCCAGUGGUUCUAGUGGGGAACAAGGCAGAUCUCUCUCCAGAGAGAGAGGUACAGGCAGUUGAAGGAAAGAAGCUGGCAGAGUCCUGGGGUGCGACAUUUAUGGAGUCAUCUGCUCGAGAGAAUCAGCUGACUCAAGGCAUCUUCACCAAAGUCAUCCAGGAGAUUGCCCGUGUGGAGAAUUCCUAUGGGCAAGAGCGUCGCUGCCAUCUCAUGUGAGCCCUUGGGUGUGGGGUAACUGCCUUGCUUCUGCCCCUGGCACUUGCCAUGUUCCAGUGGGGGGCAGAUCCUCAGGACUUCACGGGUAUGGUUGCCAGCUGUGUUCCUGGCCCCUGGACACACAGUGUGGCAUCCUCAUGUUUGCACACUUUCCCCAGGCUCCAGUGGCCUGGAUGUCAAUGUUUACAAAGGGGCAAGGACCUCUCAUGGACACUGGCCUCUAGCCCUCUGUUUUUGUUUGAUGAAUUCUGUUAUAACCUAUGGGGUCAGGAUAUGAGUCCCGGGCAUUAUUUAUCCAGGACCCAUCCUCUUGGGUGGGUUUUGGGUGUUGGCUGGGUAAGGGGAGCCGGGGACUUCUGAAAUAGAGCUGGCUCCCUGGGGUGACAAUGUAUAUAUGCAAAUAAAUUGAGAAAUCUUUUGUUGUUGA